GCAUAGUCUUGCAAUCAGUCAACUGUGAUUGCCUGAUUGACUAUAGUUCCGAUUUGCCGCGAUUUCAUCUCUACAGAAGGAAUCAAGGCAGCUGUCAAUGCCAGCACUUACUUCAUGCCGAUGGCGCAGCUGAAGGCUCUUGCCAGGGGACGCGCUUGGGCAUUCAGUGACUUUGAACUCAAGGACACCGUGGGCAAGGGUACCUUCAGCCGCGUGCGCGUUGUCAAGAUCAAAGGAGCGAGUGACAGGACUCCAAUUGCGCUGAAGAUCCUUCGCAAAGGCGAUGUGAUCCGCUUGAAGCAGGUGGAGCAUGUGAAAGCUGAGAAGCAGAUCAUGUCCAUGAUCGAGCAUCCCUUUAUCGUGAACCUGCUGGGCGCUUUUCAGGACGAUAAGAGGCUUUUCAUGAUGCUCGAGUACGUCAAUGGCGGCGAGCUCUUUUCGUAUUUGAGACGAGAAGGGCGCCUUCCAAAUGAUCACGUCCGCUUCUACUCUGGCGAAAUUGUGCUCGUGUUCGGGUAUCUUCACAACUUGCACAUAAUCUAUCGAGAUCUAAAGCCCGAGAAUGUGCUGUUAGAUUCAGAUGGCCAUGUGAAGCUGACUGACUUUGGCUUUGCCAAGGUUGUCGAAGAGAGAACCUGGACACUUUGUGGUACACCUGAGUACCUUGCUCCAGAGGUUAUACAGUCCAAAGGCCAUGGCAAGGGAGUUGAUUGGUGGGCCUUGGGCAUCCUUCUUUUCGAGAUGCUAGCAGGAUAUCCACCCUUCUAUGAUGAGAAUCCCUUUGGCAUCUACAACAAGGUCCUGCAAGGCCGAGUCGACUUUCCGCGCCACUUUGACAUGAAAGCCAAGGAUUUGGUGAAAAAGCUUUUGACACCAGACCGGACAAAGCGCAUUGGAUGCUUGAAGCCUGGUGUGGAUGACAUCAAGAAGCACAAGUGGUACAAGGGGACUGACUGGGACUUGCUCAUGGCUCGAGGCGUGAUGAGCUUAGACCCACCUGCCGCAUUUGAGCCUGCAUGCGCAUGGCAUGCUAGGCACCAUGCGCCGGCAAGGGUCGCUGGAUGACCACUGCAAUUAAAAAGCCACAGCCUGCAAGGUCCCUGCGCCAUUUCAACCUCCAGUGCAAUCUGCUGAUGAUACUUCAAUGUUCGAAAGGCCAUGCCAGGAUAUGUGAGUAUGUGUAUGCAUGUCUGCCGGGUGGGGUGUGGAGGUGGGGGAUACCAUCAGUGCCCCUUGUUGACCUGUUCGGAAUGAUCCGAAGAGCCAUCAGCAGAAAGCCGGUGAUCAAAUGUCCAUGACCAGCUCUUGCAGCAUCAGAUUUUGCACUUGAUCGGCCCAGUUGCACCACAGCGGGUGAGUUUUCAUGCUUGUCAUUGUUUGAACGAGGUGCUGUGGAUUGGACAAUUGUCUGUUACAUCAGCAGGAAGCCAGUAUUGGGUUGAUAUGCCAUGACGCAGGUAUCCAGAAAGCACAGAGGCAUCGGCACCAUCAAUUUCGUCGAAGGAGCAAGAGAGCUUUCAGGAAUUCGACACCACCCUCAAUGCCUAAGAAACGAAAGCAAAGAGCAGAUCAAACAAAGCUCAGAUUGCUGUAUUGCUUCUUAUCGAUAGAGCCCUGCUUGCGACUGUGUUUCUUUGGGAGUUUCGGGCAGAUUUCAAGGCUCGAUUAAGAUAAAUAUGUACUGUAUGUUCUCAGCCUGACAAUUUGGCGACGCCCCUCGCAUGUUUGCAUCCUUGCGAUGCCGGUCUGACAUCCCAAAGGGAUAGACAAGAAAGGCAUUAGCAUCAGCCUACGUAGGAAAUUCAGGGCCCUCAAGAAAGAGAGUCUGCUGCCUGUGUUCAA
Effrenium voratum is the source of this 1842-nucleotide messenger RNA. Lineage: Eukaryota; Dinophyceae; Suessiales; Symbiodiniaceae. The record is from the annotation of a GenBank genome assembly.